GAAUGAGUCAGAAUGGAAAGUAUGAAAGUGAGGCAAGCUGUCCCUUAAUGGCAACAUUUGGGUAUGAAGUCACCUUGCUUUUCAGGAGUAGAUAGUUGUGGAGAUUUGCAGUUGUUUUGCUUUUGAAAAAGUUAUUUGAGUCAAGCAUUGCUCCGCUGGGUUUUCAGUUCUGUCUCUCACUAGCAGUGUCACUUCAGAAUCACUUCUCUCUAGCUUCAUAUGUUUCUCCUGUGAAGAGGGAGUUGCAUGGACUGUUGUAAGUUUUGUGUGAAUACAUGCAUGAUCUUUAAAAAAUGUUACCCUGUCAUUAGUAAUAAUAAUGUCAUGUAUUAUAUGGAAGUUGAGAGCCAAGAAGUAAAAGGAUAUGUUAAUUGUCCAUGUUACUUCAGAAACCUGCUGGAAUUUCUGCUAGAGAUACUUGUGUGUUGACACAAGCUCUUUUGUUAAGCCUUUCAACAAUGAGUACAUGAAACAUUCAGCAUUCUUGGAUUUAGUAGUCUGGCCUUGAACUGUCCACCCAUAGUCCCUGAAGGGCCCUGAUUGUGGAGCUAUUUCAUAAGAACUUGGCACCUAAGAAGUAAAUGCCCUGUUGGGGUGAGCAAAGGUUCAUGUGGAAUGACCAAGAUGGAGGCCUCCACUGAGGAAGGAUUGCUUUAAUGAUGCUGGGAAAUUGUAUCAUUUGAAAACUUGGGAAUUGGUAUGUAUGUGUUUGUUGUAUUCUCAAAUGUCCAAGAUCUACUUUGUUUGUACAUAGGGGAGUUUUUUUAUUCAUUUGACUUACUAAUAUACUUAAAGCUGAUUUCUUUUUUCUCCCAGGAGAAUGUAGCUGGAAUUGGGGGGCAGGUUAGCCCCUGAAUAAAUAUCAUUGGUAGAAGAUGCUUGCCCAUGAAAGGCUGCCCCACUAGACCCUUGCCUUAAAGGAGGAAAAUUUUUCUACUGUUUGGAAGGAUUUACAGACCAAGAGCCCUACCGUUGCAUAUAGGGUGUAGGAAUGAUACUGAGAAACACAUUGUGAACAUCCUUGGCUUAAUCAUCAUUGUAGCUGUUAGUGCUAUUAGUUUUAGUCAUUUUCUGCGUAUUGCCAAGUUGCUUUCUGGAAAUACUAGAAUUGGAGAGCACUCCUCAUCUGCACAUGCUAAGUACUGGAGAACUGCAAAGUCUCUUCCAGAUUUGUGGUUCUGUCCUUUUGAAAUUUAAUUUCAGUUUGGUCAUUUGUCAUAUCCUCUAGAAAUCCUGGAGUCUGAGAACAGACAGUUGGCCUGGAUUUAUACUUCAUUUUGUUCUCAUUAAUCACGUAGUUUAUUUUCUCUUCUCUAUUCCAAAGCAAGACAGCUAUAGAAUGAAAAAUUGUUGCUGUUAAUCUUUCUUGUUUGUUUUUUGGAGGCAGAGUCUCACUGUGUAGCCUAGGCUGACCUUGAACUUAUAAUCCUUCUACCUCAGUCUCCCUAGUGUGAUUACAGAUUUGUAAGGCUCCAGGGUCUUCAAACGGUGAUUAAUCUGAUGAUUCCUGAAGUUGCUGAGAAAGCAAGUACUUCAAGUACAAGUGCUGGUUGAAGAUUGUAUCCGUGUAUAUUUAAAAUCCUCUCUAUACAUAUGAUUUACACGAGAAGACAAGCUCAUUCUUAUGCCAUUUGAGAGUUUUACCACUGAUGAAAAUUAAUUUAAAAAUCAGAUGGAGCAACUUGACACUACAAGGCUCAGCCUUGCGAGAAACAUAUAUAACUAACGGCCAAUUUUCCAUAUGGUAUUCACGGGUAAAGAAAGUUUGCAAAAAGAAGAAAAACAUUGCACAGAUUAAGCCUCAGAAAUACCUCUGCAAUUUAAAGAAGGAAUAUGAGUAGAGAAGUGUGAAUUCAAACAUUGCAGGUGGGAUUAUGCAGUGGUUUUUGCACUUUAUUUUUUUAUUAGAUUUGUGACUUGGACAGACUUUAAAAUUCUGGACAGAAAAGUAACUUUUGCUCUUCCUGUGGCUUCAGGCAAACAAAUUUAGGUGUGAUGAUACAAUUUUGAACAAUGAACUAAUUCCUUUGCUCUUUUCAUUUAACUAUAUUUGAGGAAUUUUAAUUUAAUUUUUUGGCUUCUCCUUUUUUGCAUCUUUAGGACAGUAUCUUAAAAGAACAGUUGGAACUGAUAGUUACAAAAUAAAUACCAAGGAAAACAAAAAGCUUCUUUUUCCUUGGACUAAAGGUGUGGAAACAGGCCUUGAAUGUGGACAUGAAGACGUUUGUUAUUGAAGCACGGUGAUCCUCUUGGGAGAUGGUACAGUCUGAAGAACUCUGAUGGUGGCCUGGGUGUGUGCUAAAAGGGGAUUGUUAAUCUUCUUGAGAUGAGGAAGGCUGCAUAUAAGAAGAUUACUUGAUAGAUUUAACUCUGAGGUUACAGUUUUGUUUUUUUCAUUAAAAUAGUAAAAUACAUGACCUUUAGGAGCAGAAAAGUGGAAGUAAAUAGGAAGUGAAAAAGGAGUCAGGAAAGAGAAAAUCUUACGGUGUAAUUCUUGUCAGCAAGAGAAUUUAGGACUCACCCAAGACAAAGACUUGGUCGCCUUCAAUAGCUUUAGCCUCUGCCUCGGCGGAGGAGAAGGGCUGGCGAGCUUUCUAGCUUCUGUGCCAUGGAGGAGUGUGCCCGCCAGUGGAAGGGCCGUCCUAGGAAGCCCCGCGUUCCACGGGGACACAGGGCCCAGCUUUGAGACCGGAAGUUUCUGAUUCUGAACCAUAGGGAAACUGCUUUUCUUCCUAAAAUUUGGACUGCUGUCUGCACAAACUUUGGUCUGUUUUGCACGGUUUGUGUGCCUUUUUCCCCCCUUAUGCAAUCUUUUUCAGCUGUAGCAGCAGAAAUUUGUCUAGUUUGGAAAACAUGCCAGCGGGUGGCUCCAGAAGGAAGAUCCUGUGUGUUCUGUAGCUGAACUUUUGAAUAGAAAACUCCAGCUAGAGGGAUUCUUAAAGCCUUAAGUUACUUGAAAUCUAUGUAUUUGCAACCCUUUGUCUCUGGAAUCACAUUACACAAAACUGGAAUCUCAGGCUGAAUGAGAAGUUGUAUUAAAAAAAAAGAAGAGAACUCUGUUUCUUGACCAUCGCUUACUGACAAAGCUCUUUCUCCAAAGGAUCAGCACGUUCUUCCUCUUUUACGACUUGAAAAUAAAUAAAAAUGGAGCUCAUGUUUUUUUAGGCAUUCCCUUUUCUUAGCAGACUGCCAUCAUCUUUUAUAGAGGAAUUUUUUCACUAUGCAUUUGGUGGAUCUUUAUAACAUUCUGGCCUCCUAAUUAGUUCUAGGUCAGUCUUAAUUAAAGGGGGGAAAGCAACAGAAGCCAAUCACAAAGAUAAAGUAAACAAAAAAUUGUUUCAGAAUUUUCAGUACUAAACUGUACUUUUUAAGUGAAAUAAUUUAUUGAAAGAAGUAUGUAUGCUGCCGUGGAACAUGGGCCUGUGCUUUGCAGUGACUCCAACAUCCUCUGCUUGUCCUGGAAGGGGCGAGUCCCCAAGAGCGAGAAGGAGAAGCCUGUGUGCCGGAGGCGAUACUAUGAGGAAGGCUGGCUGGCCACUGGCAAUGGGCGCGGCGUGGUGGGGGUGACUUUCACCUCAAGUCACUGCCGCCGAGACAGGAGUACUCCACAGAGGAUAAACUUCAACCUGCGAGGCCACAACAGUGAGGUGGUCCUAGUGAGGUGGAAUGAGCCAUACCAGAAGCUGGCCACGUGUGAUGCGGAUGGGGGAAUAUUUGUGUGGAUUCAGUAUGAAGGCAGGUGGUCUGUGGAGCUGGUAAAUGACCGCGGGGCUCAGGUGAGUGAUUUCACGUGGAGCCACGAUGGAACUCAAGCGCUUAUUUCGUAUCGAGAUGGGUUUGUCCUGGUUGGUUCUGUCAGUGGACAAAGGCACUGGUCAUCUGAGAUCAACUUGGAAAGUCAAAUCACAUGUGGCAUAUGGACUCCUGAUGACCAGCAGGUGCUGUUUGGCACAGCGGAUGGGCAGGUGAUUGUCAUGGACUGCCACGGCAGAAUGCUGGCCCACGUCCUCCUGCACGAGUCCGAUGGCAUCCUCAGCAUGUCCUGGAACUACCCCAUCUUCUUGGUGGAAGACAGCAGCGAGAGUGACACAGACUCUGAUGACUACUCUCCUCCCCAAGAUGGUCCUGCAGCAUACCCCAUCCCUGUGCAGAACAUCAAGCCUCUGCUUACCGUCAGCUUCACCUCAGGAGAUAUCAGCUUAAUGAAUAACUACGAUGAUUUGUCCCCCACUGUCAUCCGUUCAGGGCUGAAAGAGGUGGUGGCCCAGUGGUGCACGCAGGGAGACUUGCUAGCUGUCGCUGGGAUGGAGCGGCAGGCCCAGCUCAGCGAGCUCCCCAACGGUCCUCUUCUGAAGAGUGCCAUGGUUAAGUUCUACAAUGUCCGAGGGGAGCACAUUUUCACACUGGACACGCUUGUGCAGCGUCCUAUCAUUUCCAUAUGCUGGGGCCACCGGGACUCACGGCUGCUGAUGGCGUCAGGACCAGCCCUGUACGUGGUGCGUGUGGAGCACCGAGUCUCCAGCCUACAGCUGCUGUGCCAGCAGGCCAUUGCUAGUAACCUGCGAGAAGACAAGGAUGUCAGCAAGCUGAACCUACCCCCACGCCUCUGCUCCUACCUCUCCACCGCCUUCAUUCCCACCAUCAAGCCCCCAAUUCCAGACCCCAACAACAUGCGAGACUUUGUCAGCUACCCUUCAGCGGGCAACGAGCGUCUGCACUGCACCAUGAAGCGCACUGAGGAUGACCCAGAGGUGGGCGGCCCAUGCUACACGCUUUAUCUAGAGUACCUGGGUGGGCUUGUGCCCAUCCUUAAAGGGCGGCGCAUCAGCAAGCUGCGGCCUGAGUUUGUCAUCAUGGACCCACGGACAGACAGCAAAUCAGAUGAGAUCUAUGGGAACAGCUUGAUUUCUACUGUGAUUGACAGCUGCAACUGCUCAGACUCCAGUGAUAUUGAAUUGAGUGAUGACUGGGCUGCCAAGAAAUCUCCCAAAAUUUCCAGAGCUAGCAAAUCCCCCAAACUCCCAAGGAUCAGCAUUGAGGCCCGCAAGUCUCCCAAGCUUCCCCGGGCUGCUCAAGAGAUCUCCCGGUCUCCCCGGUUGCCCAUGCGCAAGCCCUCCAUCGGCUCACCCAGCCUGACGCGCAGAGAGUUUCCUUUUGAAGACAUCACUCAGCACAGCUAUCUUGCUCAGGUCACAUCCAAUAUCUGGGGAACCAAAUUUAAGAUUGUGGGCUUGGCUGCUUUCCUGCCAACCAACCUCGGUGCAGUAAUCUAUAAAACCAGCCUGCUGCAUCUUCAGCCGCGGCAGAUGACCAUUUAUCUCCCAGAAGUUCGGAAGAUUUCCAUGGACUAUAUUAAUUUACCUGUCUUCAACCCAAAUGUUUUCAGUGAAGAUGAAGAUGAUUUACCAGGAGAUCCUUUUCCUAAUUUCCUUCCAGUGACAGGAGCAUCUGGUGUCCCUGAGAACAACCCACCUUGCACCGUGAACAUCCCUAUUGCACCAAUCCACAGCUCUGCUCAAGCCAUGUCCCCCACGCAGAGCAUAGGGCUGGUACAGUCUCUGCUCGCCAAUCAGAAUGUGCAGCUGGAUGUCCUGACCAAUCAGACAACAGCUGUGGGGGCAGUAGAACAUGCAGGAGACAGUACCACGCAGUAUCCAGUUUCCAACCGGUAUUCCAACCCAGGACAGGUGAUUUUCGGAGGUGCGGAUAUGGGCCGCAUUAUUCAGAACCCUCCUCAAUUGCCCUUGCCACCACCACCACCACCACCACAAGGAGCUGUGCCGAUGUCUGUCAUGGACCACGGAGAACGAGACCACGAACACCUGCAGAAGUCCAGCAAGACCUUGCGGCCAGUGCCCCAGCUGGCGGCCGAUGGGGAGGCUGUGGUUUUCAGUGCCCCCCAGGAGGUCCAGGUGACAAAGAUGAACCCCCCACCUCCCUACCCGGGAACCAUUCCUGCUGCCCCCACCACAGCAGCACCCCCGCCUCCUUUGCCACCACCACAGCCCCCGGUGGACGUGUGCUUAAAGAAGGGCGACUUCUCCCUCUACCCCACGGCAGCACAUUACCAGCCUCCCCUGGGCUAUGAGCGGAUCACCACCUUUGACAGCAGCGGCAACGUGGAGGAAGUGUGCCGGCCUCGCACCAGGAUGCUCUGUUCCCAGAACACCUACACCCUUCCUGGCCCAGGUAGCUCAGCCACCUUGAGGCUCACAGCCACUGAGAAGAAGGUCCCUCAGCCCUGCACCAGUGCCACCCUGAACCGCCUGACUGUCCCUCGCUACUCUAUCCCCACAGGAGACCCACCCCCAUAUCCUGAAAUCGCCAGUCAGCUAGCCCAGGGGCGGGGUGCUACCCAGAGGCUGGACAGCAGCCUCAUUCAUGCCACCCUGCGGAGGAACAACCGAGAGGUGGCACUGAAAAUGGCCCAGCUGGCCGACAGUUCCCGGGCCCCCCUGCAGCCCUUGGCCAAGCCCAAGGGUGGCCCUGGCGGGGCCGUGGCACAGCUGCCAGCACGGCCCCCACCAGCCCUGUACACCUGCAGCCAGUGCAGCGGCGCAGGGCCCAGCGCACAGGCAGGCACGGUCCUGGCUCAUGCCAUCAGCACCUCCCCCCUGACCUCCCAGUCCUCCUACAACCUCCUGAGCCCACCCGACAGCACCCGUGAUCGCACCGACUACGUCAACUCCGCCUUCACGGAGGAUGAGGCCCUGUCCCCCCACUGUCAGCUUGAGAAGCCCCUGAGACAUCCCCCACUGCCUGAAGCCACUGUCACCGUGAAGAGGCCGCCCCCGUACCAGUGGGACCCUGUGCUGGGUGAGGAUGUUUGGGUUCCUCAGGAAAGGACAGCACAACCUGCAGUGCCCAACCCCUUGAAACUGUCCCCCCUGAUGCUAGGGCAGGGCCAGCACCUGGACGUGGCUCGAGUGCCAUUUGUCUCCCCAAAGCCCCCUGCCAGUCCCACUGCCACCUUCCAGACAAGCUAUGGGAUGGGAGUGCCAUAUCCAGGAAGCUAUAACAACCCCCCUUUGCCCGGAGUGCAGGCUCCCUGCUCCCCCAAAGAUGCCCUGUCCCCGGCACAGUUUGCACACCAGGAGUCCACUGUCGUCCUUCAGCCAGCAUAUCCGCCUAGCCUCUCCUACUGCACCCUGCCCCCCACAUACCCAGGAAGCAGCACGUGCUCCAGUUUACAGCUGCCACCCAUCGCCUUGCACCCUUGGAAUUCCUACAGCACCUGCCCACCUGUGCAAAACCCCCAGAGUACUCUCCCCUCUAACCCCCAUUUAGUGGUGGAGAAGCCCCUCGUGUCCCCGCCACCUGCUGACCUCCAGAGCCACGUGGGCACAGAGGUGAUGGUAGAGACUGCCGACAACUUUCAAGAAGUCCUCUCCCUGACGGAAAGCCCAGUCCCCCAGAGGACAGAAAAGUUUGGGAAGAAGAACCGGAAGCGCCUGGACAGCCGAGCAGAGGAAGGAAGUGUGCAGGCCAUCACUGAGGGCAAAAUGAAGAAGGAGGCUAGAACUCUGAGUGACUUUAAUUCUCUCAUCUCCAGCCCCCGCUUGGGGAGAGAGAAGAAGAAAGUGAAGAGUCAGAAAGACCAACUGAAGUCAAAGAAGUUGAACAAGACAAACGAGUUCCAGGACAGCUCCGAGAGUGAGCCCGAGCUGUUCAUCAGUGGGGACGAGCUGAUGAACCAGAGCCAGGGCAGCAAGAAGGGGUGGAAGAGCAAGAGGAGUCUCCGGACAGCCAGUGAGCUGGAGGAGUUCAAAUGCCGCAAAGCCAGCGAGAAGGAUGACGGACGGCUAGGCAGCCAAGGCUUUGUGUAUGUGAUGGCCAAUAAGCAGCCUCUGUGGAACGAGGCCACACAGGUGUACCAGCUGGAUUUUGGAGGACGGGUGACCCAGGAGUCGGCCAAGAACUUCCAGAUCGAGUUGGAGGGGCGGCAGGUGAUGCAGUUUGGACGGAUUGAUGGCAAUGCAUACAUCCUAGACUUCCAAUACCCCUUCUCAGCUGUGCAAGCCUUUGCUGUUGCCCUGGCCAACGUGACUCAGCGCCUCAAAUGAAGAGACCAGUGCAGGAAGAAAGAUGCCACAGAGCCUUCAGAGGUAGAGCCCAUGCUGCUGCUAGCCCGGAGGACUGGAGACAACAGCAGAACUGGAAGAGCCCCUCAAGCCAGGAAGGCACUGGCCUUUUGGCUUGUCAUUUAUUCCAUUAUCCUUUAUCAUCUGUCUUUCUUUUCUUCUUUAAGUAAAGUGGUGUUUGGAAGCCAAGGGUGUGAAAUGACUGGUGUUUUUUCAGACAGUGUUUAGUGGCUGCAGAAAAUGCUCUGCUGAGUUUGCUUCUCAGUGACUGGGACAAGGGCCUUUGGAGAGAAGACAGACUGCCUUCUAGCCUGCCUGCUAUUUUAGACAUAGAGAGUGUGUAUUAGUGUUCAUUUUCCACAACAUCUGCCUUUAUUACUCCUCCAACAUUAUCACUAAUGCAAAACAUAAAUUUCUAAAAAUAAAAUAACCCCAAUCCUGAAGAUUCAGGCUCUUUUGUGGGGAGGGGGCAGCAUUUAAUACACAUACAUUGUGGUACUCCCCAAAAGAUGACUUGAUGAAUGAAGGAUAUGAGGACAAGUGCAUUGUGUUCCACUUACAAAAGUAGGUCUGUGCAGAGGUACUAUCACCAAGGUGAAUGUGGUUUGGUGUCAAAGAAGCGGUGCUAGGGCAGAACAAUGUGCACGUGUAGACAAACACCUGGGGGACUCGGUGGUGCGAUUUGUGUAAGGACUCUACUUCUCUUCCAGAAGACCUCAAGAUGAACAUCAUCUAUGAUAUCAGACGUUUCGCUGUCCGUGGGAGUUGCAUAGGAUCAGUGAUUAUUGUUGAGUAAGAUGUACCGAAGGCCAGUCAACAGUGGAAAGAUCCCAGCCCGGGGAUUCUGUCUGAUGGAGGGUGUGGCGGUCAGGGGAGCCCAUACUUACUGAGCAAGACGGUAUUCUCUCUAUGCACAUUACUGGAAACAUACUUCUCAUUAGAUAUCAUAUUGAUGUGUCAUUUCGCUUUCUAAAAGUGUGGAUGAGACUUGAUUUGAAACUACAUUUUUCUUCGGUUGGAGAAUUAGGAAAGAAACUGGCCUAUUCCUUUGCUAAAUUACUCACCAUUCUUUUUCCAAAUUCCAAAUAAAUACUGACUAGGUUUUUUUAAGUAUGGUAAAGGACAUCUUCCAGCGAAUACUGGAGUUCCCAGUGUAUACUUAAAUGUGUGGAGAUAGGUUCUUUUGUGGGUAAAUUCUUCCAGAAAGAAAUUAGUGCUGUGUUCAGAGUUCCCUAGUUUUUUACUUGUGUAUUUAUAGCUUGAUAUGGCAUUUCAUUGUUUAUUUUUAGUAGUGCAAUAAUGGUUUGUAGACAGAUCUCGAAAUGGUUUAAAUGUAAUUCCUCUGUUUUGCUUGUCCAGAAGGUAAUUAUUUAUCUUGUUUUUCAUAGUAUUUUGUGAGUUCUUCUGUUUCUAUGUGUUUGUGAGUUAUGCCCAUUAUUUAUUUAGAAAAAAAUGGUGUCUUUGUAAAGACUUAUUUGAUAGCAGUUAUUUUGCUGCAGGAAAUAAAAGAGAACAUGACAGAAGAUGCUUUUCCAGAUAAUUUGUAACUUUUUCUAAUUGGCUAAAAGUCCUAUUGGCCCUUUAAAAAUAAUUCAUUUUUGGGCUGGGAAUAUGG
Messenger RNA from Perognathus longimembris pacificus (Pacific pocket mouse), 9696 nucleotides. RefSeq names its product TUB like protein 4 (gene Tulp4). The transcript has 15 exons. NCBI's taxonomy places the organism in Eukaryota, Metazoa, Chordata, Mammalia, Rodentia, Heteromyidae. Gene Ontology annotation, molecular function: protein binding. The coding region runs from base 3396 to 8063 and encodes 1555 amino acids. The record is from RefSeq and is a predicted model, not a curated record.